AUGGAAGAGAAAGAUCAACGUUAAAGAAAUAUUGAACAUUUUAAGAUCAAGAAAUUGAUGACAAGACUUAGAAACACUAGAGGUUCUGGUACUUCUAUGGUUUCUUUGAUUAUUCCUCCUAAGAAGUAAAUUAACGAUUCCACAAAGUUAAUCAGUGAUGAAUUCAGUAAGGCCACUAAUAUUAAAGACAGAGUCAACCGUUAAUCUGUACAAGAUGCAAUGGUUUCCGCCUUACAAAGAUUAAAAUUAUAUCAAAGAACUCCCAAUAAUGGUUUGAUUCUUUAUUGCGGUAAGGUUCUUAACGAAGAAGGAAAAGAAAUUAAGCUUUUGAUCGAUUUCGAACCCUACAAGCCCAUCAACACCUCUCUUUAUUUCUGUGACAGUAAGUUCCACGUUGAUGAAUUGGGUUCACUUCUUGAAACCGACCCUCCUUUUGGUUUCAUCGUUAUGGAUGGUCAAGGUGCUCUCUAUGCCAAUCUCCAAGGAAAUACAAAGACAGUUUUAAAUAAAUUCUCAGUCGAAUUGCCCAAGAAGCACGGUAGAGGUGGUCAAUCAUCAGUUCGUUUUGCACGUCUUAGAGUUGAAAAGAGACACAACUAUCUUAGAAAGGUUUGUGAAGUCGCCACUUAAACUUUCAUUUCCCAAGAUAAAAUUAAUGUUUAAGGUUUAGUCUUAGCUGGUUCUGGUGAUUUCAAGAAUGAAUUGAGUACUACAUAGAUGUUCGACCCUCGUCUUGCUUGCAAGAUUAUCAAGAUUGUUGAUGUUUCUUAUGGUGGUGAAAAUGGUCUUAACCAAGCUAUUGAACUCGCUUAAGAAUCUUUAACUAACGUCAAGUUCGUUUAAGAAAAGAACGUUAUCUCCAAAUUCUUCGAUUGCAUCGCUAUUGACUCCGGUACCGUUGUCUAUGGUGUUCAAGAUACUAUGUAACUCUUAUUAGAUGGUGUUAUUGAAAACAUUCUUUGUUUCGAAGAACUCACUACCUUGAGAGUCACUCGUAAAAAUAAAGUCACAGAAUAAAUCACUCAUAUAUUCAUUCCUCCUAAUGAAUUAAAUAAUCCUAAGCAUUUCAAGGAUGGUGAACAUGAACUUGAAAAGAUUGAAGUUGAAAACUUAACUGAAUGGUUAGCUGAACACUACAGUGAAUUCGGUGCUGAACUUUACUUUAUUACUGAUAAAUCUGCUGAAGGUUGCCAAUUUGUCAAAGGUUUCUCUGGUAUUGGUGGUUUCUUAAGAUAUAAGGUCGAUUUAGAACAUAUUGUUAACCCUAAUGACGAAUACAACUACGAAGAAGAAGAAGGCUUCAUAUGA
Tetrahymena thermophila SB210 is the source of this 1308-nucleotide messenger RNA. Its product is annotated as eukaryotic peptide chain release factor subunit 1. The record is from RefSeq and is a predicted model, not a curated record. Lineage: Eukaryota; Ciliophora; Oligohymenophorea; Hymenostomatida; Tetrahymenidae. Gene Ontology annotation, cellular component: translation release factor complex; cytosol. Gene Ontology annotation, molecular function: translation release factor activity, codon specific; sequence-specific mRNA binding. Gene Ontology annotation, biological process: cytoplasmic translational termination. The transcript is spliced from 5 exons.